Kuraishia capsulata CBS 1993 is the source of this 1275-nucleotide messenger RNA. RefSeq lists its product as uncharacterized. Gene Ontology annotation, cellular component: nucleus. The record is from RefSeq and is a predicted model, not a curated record. NCBI's taxonomy places the organism in Eukaryota, Fungi, Ascomycota, Pichiomycetes, Pichiales, Pichiaceae. The transcript has a single exon. Gene Ontology annotation, molecular function: copper ion binding; RNA polymerase II cis-regulatory region sequence-specific DNA binding; DNA-binding transcription factor activity, RNA polymerase II-specific. Gene Ontology annotation, biological process: positive regulation of transcription by RNA polymerase II; intracellular copper ion homeostasis; intracellular iron ion homeostasis. Bases 1 to 1275 code for a protein of 424 amino acids.
AUGAUCUUGGUGGAGGGCGAGAAAUACGCCUGCGUGAGGUGUAUUCGAGGACACAGAUCAUCCACAUGCCAGCAUACGCAGAGAACUCUGGUUUUAGUGCGGUCCAAGGGAAGACCCGACAAGAACAACAAGAACAGGGUUGCGAUCACCGCUGCCCAGAUAGAAGAUUCAGCAUCACAUGAUACCAGCACGAGCCGGGUGGAUUCUUGUUGCUCCGGAAAAGUGAAUACUCCCGUUAUUACGCCGAAAACGUCUUGUUGUCACAAGGACAUCUACAUCAAACACGAAGAGGGCUCUUGUUGUAGAGAAAAGAAGUCUCCGAAUCCUUCCGCAGGUGAUUCAAAGGUUGAGGGUCAGAACGUGAUCGUAUUAAAGGCUACACGCAAACAGGUCUUCAAUGCUGCGAAGGGCUCUUUCAGACUGCUGGAUCCGGUGGGAGAGCUGAACCCAAAGACCACUGCUGGAAUUACCAAGUCCCACAAAGGGUGUGCUUGUUGCAAGAAUAGCACCUCUCAGAAUUUGUCUGAGAAAUUCAAGAAUAUGGAUGUUUCCAGCUUUGACGUGAAAAGGUCUUCUUCAUCUCCGAAUAUCAGGCUCAACGAGGAUAGCAAUCAGCUCCAUUCAAUGAGCGAAGGCUUUACCACUCCCGUGAAACUUGAACACUCUUUGAUCUCGGAGAACCGCAACAACAUCACUUCCACAACUUUUGACAUGUAUUUGUGCAAGCCAUGUUCCGUUCCAGGUUCGUGUUUGUGUCAGGAUUCAGAUUGUGCUUGCGAUAACUGCUUUGUACAUAACAAGAGCCCUAAUAGUAUGGCCUCUUCCCUCGGUGCACCUAUCGCAAGCAUUCAGAUGCAGUCAUACAACAACCCGAAUGACGCAGAUUCAUCUUCCUAUCAGCCCUCGGUACAGGGUUUCACGUUACCAGACAGUGAAGAGUGCAGUUGUCAGGAAGACGAGUGUUCUUGCUUCCAAUGCGGAAUUCACGGCAUAAAAGAUGGAAUCCGUGUGAAAGACGGUCUAAAAGUGUGCGAUCCUCCGAGCCCGAGUUGGAAAGACGAGUAUGCCAAUGUUUUUUCAAUGCUCCAGCAAAAAUAUACUCCAAAUUCUACUGAGGCUGUUGACCCGAAUAACAUAUUCGUGCAGCUGGGUCUGGACGAGAUGGAGAACGACUGCUGCUGUCCGGAUGAUGCGUGUGAUUGUUUGACCUGUUUCAAACACGGAAGGUUUGGUGAGCCUGAUAUUCUCAAUUUCACGUCUAAUGAAACUUAUUAA